Molecule: messenger RNA, 924 nt
Organism: Suillus subalutaceus
Lineage: Eukaryota; Fungi; Basidiomycota; Agaricomycetes; Boletales; Suillaceae
Exons: 12
Coding region: 49-780 (243 amino acids)
Source: RefSeq, a predicted model, not a curated record
CGGACAUUCUCAACACCCACUUCCUAUAUUGCGCAUUGCCUCAUUGUAAUGGAUAUCAUUGAAAAACAGCAGUUGUUGUUUCACUUGUACGCCGUUCUCGUGGCAAACAGUAUUCUGAUGUACGAUCAUAUGGUGACCCUCCCAGAAGAAAUCAAGUUUAUUUGGUGUCGUCCAAGAAUACUGUCUGCAAUGUUCUUUUUCGUCAAUCGCUACUUUGCCCUGGUCGUCAAUAUCUUUGGCUUGUUUAUCGAUUUCCUGCCCGCCGUUUCAGAUGAGAGCUGUUCGAGAUACAUGCUAGUCAGAGAGCUGUUUCUUUUUCUUCAACAAAUAACUGUUUGCCUUACAUUGACUCUGCGCAUUUAUGCCCUGUACAAUCGUAGCAGGCGCCUGCUUAGUUGCAUGGUUAUCAUCGGCCUUGCUCUUUUGGGAGGAGCGUUUGCGGGUUCUUUUGGAGAUAAUUCAAAUACUGUGAUUUACAUACAAGGAAGUGAUUGUCAUAACACAUUCACAGCAGAGACAGCCGCCCGUUCUGGGCUGGCUUGGGUUGCAGUUUUUGUCUACGAAUUACUCAUCUUUGUCCUCACAGUCUUCAGGACUUGCAAGACCAGGGGAUUUCUGCGGUUAUCUGUAUCCAGCAAAAAUAUCCUUGAUAUCAUAUUUCAAGAUGGUGCGAUGUAUUUCGCAACGAUGACAUUGAUUAAUAUACCCAACAUUCUGACGUACUAUUGUGGUUCAGUGAGCACACGCCUGCAUCUUGCAAUCCGGUUGGCUAUUUGCUGACGAUUGACAAGUAUAUCACCAGGGGAAAUCUAGCCACAUUCACUAGUUGCAUGUCCGUCACUCUCAUCUCUCGGCUGGUGCUUAACCUGCACAAAUCUACGGAUGAUGGCAUUUUCUCCACCGCCAUCUGGGACGAUGACCCCA